Messenger RNA from Alternaria arbusti, 639 nucleotides. RefSeq lists its product as uncharacterized. NCBI's taxonomy places the organism in Eukaryota, Fungi, Ascomycota, Dothideomycetes, Pleosporales, Pleosporaceae. The record is from RefSeq and is a predicted model, not a curated record. Bases 1 to 639 code for a protein of 212 amino acids. The transcript is spliced from 2 exons.
AUGAGCCCGACAUUCGGCGCCACUGAACUUGAGCAAGCCAUGGAAACUAUCGUGUUCAGUCAACAGCUCCAUCGGGAGCUUGAAAUCUGGAUCGGAUACACCAAACACGGCCGCAACUACAUUGACAAGCAGACUAAAGCAGUCGACACGGAACAACAAAUACUCUAUCUCAUCGAAUACUGCAGGCUAUGCUUCAGCGCCACAGAGCGCAUCAUCUCACGCUGGGUGUGCUGCAAAAGGCCCAUCGUCCAGAUAUGCGAGAUCAACGCCCCCUCAUUCCGAGGACGUACCUUUCCUCUGGAGGUGCCCUUCGAAAACGUCGAGACAUCACAUGCGCUAUCGGCUGCUUUGCUGCGACCGGGGCUACUACGUGAGAGUGGGAGGAUGUUCCACGAAACGGAAUCGUUCGAUGUGGAGAACACAGAGGCAUCACCGAAGCGGAAAGUCUUGUGCAUUGGCCAUGUCGUCGACAAAACGUAUCUAGCAUGGCCGCUAGCCCUAUCCUUCGUCAUCGCGACAGUUGUAGCGGUCACCGCAGGAGUCGCAACCCACAGCGUAUCGGCAGGUGCGGAGCUAGGGGGUUUCAUCGGCGUCGGUGUCGUAUUGUCAUGGUCGUACAUCCUGUGGCUCCUAGGAUAG